AUGUUUUAUGGCAAGGAACAAGCAACGUUUUACAUAGUGAUAAUGUACGCUGUUAUGGUAAUCUUAGCAGUUGAAUUAGCACGUUGUAUUCUAAAAUUGUUAUACGAGAAAAAAAAACUUGAAAUAUCAAGGAAAGAAAUACCAGUACUUCUUGCGGAUAAAGAUACCCUCGGGGAGGAUACUGUUUAUAAAAGGACUAUUUCGACUCUACUACCGAGAAUGUCAAAGGAUGAUGACAAAUUCACUGAGCGACUCGACCGAAAAUAUAGCAAUACUUCGUUCGGUGAACUGCACAGCAUUUCAGCACCCAAAUUUGUAGUAUCAACUUUAAAGAGAACAGACAAAACACAAAGUGUACCGGACACGGAUACUUCUAAGAACUCUAGACUGAAGAUUACUAUAAGCAGUCGUAAUAAGCCAACCAGGGGCAGAUCAAUCAAUAAAUCCAAGAAAAAUGCAAAUAUGAAUCUAAAGCUCAAGCUACCAAUACCAUUAGAACAUACCCAAACAGAAAACGAUACAUAA
Brugia pahangi is the source of this 525-nucleotide messenger RNA. The record is from the annotation of a GenBank genome assembly. Lineage: Eukaryota; Metazoa; Nematoda; Chromadorea; Rhabditida; Onchocercidae.